This is a messenger RNA of Monomorium pharaonis (pharaoh ant), 6834 nucleotides long. Its product is annotated as sex-lethal homolog. Gene Ontology annotation, cellular component: ribonucleoprotein complex; nucleus; cytosol. The coding region runs from base 841 to 1815 and encodes 324 amino acids. The transcript has 6 exons. Lineage: Eukaryota; Metazoa; Arthropoda; Insecta; Hymenoptera; Formicidae. Gene Ontology annotation, molecular function: poly(U) RNA binding; mRNA 3'-UTR binding; poly(A) binding. The record is from RefSeq and is a predicted model, not a curated record.
CAGACAUUACGGUGCAUAAGUGUAUAAUCUGCAGCGAGAGCGAACGGUGUUGCUGGUUAUCGCGCGGUGCCCUUCGUGUUUUUUCGCGCAAAGAGACGACGCGAGAGUGUGCGCGCGUUUUUUUUCUCCAUUGCGGAACCGAUCGCCGUCCUUCCGCCAAAGUUCCAGCCAAACUUUGGCCGCGAAGAAGAUAACCUAAUUACCCGUGAUCGAUCCACCGCGACUAUCUUUCUCUCGCAGCGGUCGUCGCGGCCGCUCGAGCGUAUCGACGCUUGUGAUAAUUUCGACAAAUUUUCCGCCUCUCCCAAGCAGCAACUCUGUGUUAGCUCCACAAGACGCGAGUUAUCGCGCAACGAUCGUUCACGAUCGGGUUGACGAACGCGCGCAUGCGCGUGUGUGUGUGUGUGUGUGUGUGUGUACGUAUCCCGAGCCGUGGAGUGGAAUGCGCCGCGGCGGCGGCCGAGAGGUAACGACGACGACGACGACGACGUCGUGAAGACCGCCCGGGAUCGUUCUCCUCGCGACUGCGGCACAAGUGCGGCAGGCCAGUCAAUACUAUGCGCCACGACGGAUCGAGACACAUAAAUGCGCCCGGAAUUGGAACGCGGUUCAGCACGUGAAGUACCAAGGCCGGUCUGGCAUCAAUACAUAGUAUAUUGCACAUUUAUUUUCUAUUUAUUUUGAGACUGCUUAGAGCGAGAAAGCGAGAGAAAGCGAGAAAGAGAGAGAGGGAGAGAAAGAUGAGAGCACUCGAGGGCGCAGGCUGGCCUACGAGCGUGGCGGCGUUGUCAUACGGGGAAGACCUAGUAAUGAUUUUGUUUAUAUUUUUUGUAUUUGCCGAUGAUCCUCCCGUCGAUGGUUGUUUCGCUGGACGGUACCAGUUGGAGUGUACAACAGCAACAACCGCAACACCAGCUGCUUGUCGUGGACUCGGCCGCUCAGCAGCAGCAGCAGCAGCAGCAACAACAACGCCAGCAGCAACCGCGAAAUCAGAUUGCCGCGUCGAAUCAGGCGUCAUCUUUGUCGGAAGGUGAUUUGCAACAACCGCAGUGUCGCAAGAUGACUGACCAGCGAGAGCAGCAGCAGCAGCAGCAGCAGCAGCAGCAGCAGCAACAGCAGCAGCAACAGCAGCACCAGCAGCCGCAGACUCAAUUUCAGCAGCAACAACAGCAGCAACAGCAGGUCAAAAGUAAUGACGAGGCAAAAACGAACUUGAUCAUUAAUUACCUCCCACAAAAUAUGAACGAGAAAGAACUGUACAGUUUAUUCGUUACGAUUGGUCCGGUUGAAUCCUGUCGAGUCAUGAAGGAUUACAAGACUGGUUACAGCUACGGUUUUGGUUUUGUCAACUACGCGAAAGCUGAGGACGCGGCGACGGCGAUAAACACGUUGAAUGGUCUUCAGGUGCAAAAUAAACGUCUGAAAGUUUCGUUUGCUCGGCCUUCCGGGGAAGAAAUUAAGGAAACGAAUCUUUACGUUACAAAUUUACCAAGAAAUAUAACGGAAAGCCAAAUCGACGAACUUUUUAGUAAAUUUGGCAACAUCGUGCAAAAGAAUAUACUGAGGGAUAAACUAACCGGUUUACCGAGAGGAGUAGCGUUUGUUAGAUUCGAUAAGAGAGAGGAAGCCCAGGAGGCGAUCGCGCAACUUCACGGUACAAUACCGGAGGGUGGAUCAGAGCCUCUUAGCGUAAAAAUCGCGGAAGAACACGGAAAGCAAAAGGCGGCAUAUUACGCGGGCUGGCAGGCGGGAUACAAUCAAAGCCGCGAUAAGAUGGCUGCAUCUAAAUCAGACCACCACGACUUAACGCACUAAGCACCUUUUGUAUACACAGAGAACCGAAAGGGUGUUUAUACUCUGACACGUUAUACACGCAACUACACGACGAAACGCGGAGAGAGAUCUCUCCGCGCCGAACGACUGGAGACACGGUUUCCCGCGUUUCUUUACUCCUUUAUACGUUUUCGUUUUUUUUUUUUCUUUUCUUUUUACUUGUUCGAAGACGUGCGCAUAAUUCGAUACGAGAGAGAAAAGACUCCGCCUCGCUCGGGCGAUUCCCGGGCGAAAAAAUGAGAAGGAAAAAAAAGAGAACAAGACAGAGCCCAUCGCUUGAAGGGCUCUUUGCCGCAUAUGCGAUAUCGAGUAGGCAAGAACGCAGUGUUUAUGAUAGAAGGAAGAAUCUCUUGUGUGUGAUCUGGUGACGAGAGGUACGCGUGGUACUGUUAUGUACACGAGACACGGCUAGUUAAAGACGCGCGGCGUUUGCGGCAUAUAAACACCUUACACAUCGUAAGACACACGUACUCGUCGUCGCGCAGAAAAGAUAAGGAAAAAAAAUUAAUAGAAACUUCAGUUUUGUUUGCUGGUUAGCUGGAUCGAUUACUUACGAUUCGCUAUCUUCUGUUGUUGUUUUUUUUUUUUUUUUUUUGUUUUUUUUAGCUCUGCUGCUAUUGUUCAUUUUUGGCUUGAUACUUUGUUGUUAAAAGUACUACCGUUGCCCAUGUACAAUGUUAUAUCGAGCACACAGUAGCUUCGCGUUCGCCGAUUAUUGAAUAUGUUCCAUAUGGCUGAUGGUGUUUGUGCUUUAGCGCGACUAAGGCGUUGUUUAAGUUUCUGUACUUUACAAAUUUUGUUAUAUAUAUCUAUAUAUAUUAUUUUCUAUAUCCGAAAUAUAGAUUUUAUUUUCACAAACAUAACAUGUGUAUGUUCUGUUUUCCACUGGUAAUUCUAUUCCAGUCCUGUUUAAUUUUAAGCGAGUUAGGCGAUUUAUAAAUUAUGUAUUAUUAAGCGUUUCGAUUAUUAUGUUGUGAGAAAAAUGGAAUUCAUUAGUGUGCUUCUUUCUCAAGAGACGAAUGUUUUAAGUUACAAAUUAAUUUCUCAAUUGGUUCUUCGUUUAGACGUUGAUUUGUAAAUGAAGAGGAUAUGAAAGCUCGCUCGCGAAAUUACGCGCGAUUUGGCUGUGACUGACUGCGAUCUUGUGCUUUAGUAAGAAAUUCAAGUGCAUGAUGCUAUGUCCUUAUCGAGCCGUUGUAACGCGCCACGCGCAGAAAUGGAACUUACACAAAAGACCUAAUCAAUGACGUUUUCAUUUCUAUGCAUGCCUCUUGACUUGUGAAGGAGAGCGUCUGUACCCGACGAGGAAUAAAUAUCAGCGCUAUGCUCAUUACCUAUACUGAAAGGCCGAAAAGUUAUUGUUAUUGUUGUCACCGUGCCGUUGAACGUUCCGAAUAUUACACACACACACACACACACACACACACACACACACACACACACAUAUUAUGUAUAUGCACACGCGGCCGUCCUUGCAGUUGUAAUCAAAUAAAGGCUUCGCGAAUUUAAUUCGCGGAAUUGGCAUUACUCGGUCGCGUAUACUCGCAAUGUGUUCCAUCGACGUGACUUGUAUAAUCACGCGAGGAACGUUCACCGCUCGACGGUUUCUGAACGGUCUUAAAUAGCGAAUUGUUUGUUAAUCUUAUUGAUUCUAUAUUAUGUAGCAGCGUCUCGUUUAUAUUCAAUUAGGACAUGCGUAAUAAUAAUUCUCAAAUUGGGUCUCAAUUUUAGUGUUUAAGUUGGCGUUGACGAAAGUAUCGAAGAACUUCGCGUGUGUUCCAAUGGAAAUGUGAUACGUAAAUUUAUAUAAUAGAUGGAAGCGAAUGGGGAAUAAAUUGUAACGCGACUAUUUCUUCAGUUUUGUUUCGAAAAGACUCGAUUGAUUUUGUGCUAGCGGUCUGAAAAUUAUACUUAUUUUAGAGAAGCGUUAGUUUGUAAAAACUUACAAAAUAAUUUUCAAAUUAAAUCUCGCGGCCAACGAUUUUGACGCUUGUAUUCGUAAGGGAAGAAAUUUUAAGAGAGACGUGGCACUAUUCAGAAUAGAAUAUCAUAAAAUAACUUAAUCGAGGGUUAUUAUACACCAAACACCGCAAUAUGAUUUUUGCUCAACAAUCGUAAAAUAAUUGCACUUGUUCAACGAGUCUAAGGAUUACAGUGUAUAUAAAUCUGUUUUGUAAUUUUAAGUCAUUGCGACUUUUGUUAUCCCAAACACUAUGGUAGAAUCAUUAUCAUACACUGUGAAGAUCGAUGUAACUAACUGCGCAUUUUGAAUAGAUCUCGACGGCGUAUUUCUUUUGAGAUACCCUUUUUGGAUAAUAGGUACAACGAUUCUUGAAACGUUACGCAUAAUAUGUAUGAGAAUAAUCAAUUAAGCGAGAUUGAGCUCAACGAUCUAGAGACUUAUAAAAUCCGAGAAUAGACUUCUGAAUUUGUCUGCUAUAAUACGUAGAUAGUUAAUUCUCAACAUAUGAAAAAUGACACGCGCGGCAUAUAAUAGUUACGUAUAACCGCUGCGGUUUUUAAUAAAAUUUGCAAAUCGAGCAAAUAAUUACUAAGCAUCGUUUCUCUCAGUAGGAAUUGGUAUCUUUCUAAAAGUUAUUCGAUAGCUAAGAAUAGAUAUCACGUACGCUUUCUCAAGCUGCGUACGACUAUGUUCUCGGUGGCAAAUUUGAAUGGAAAAAGCGAAACGAGUUAGUGUGGCAGUCGAUUUAACUAUUAAAUUUAAAUAAAUUUAGCUAAGACAUUUUGUUGUAUAAUGCGUUAUCCAAAAAAUUAACUAAAUAAACGACGAAAAUGUGAAUUCUAUACAUUGAGACAAAACCUCGAUUUGUGUAUAAGAUGUGUCAGAGCGACGAAAUUUUUGUUAAAACAUCUUUGACGAAAAGACAAAAAGCGUCAUAGAACGCUCAAGUAUUCAAAUCAAUAUUGAAAAAUUACAAAUAGCUAAAUCGACUUUUAUAGCACUCGCAGCGUACACCAUCAGCGUUUCGAUGUAUCAGCCACAGGAUGCAAACGGAUAUUAACGAGUGAAGCACAUGGAGCUUCCGUUUGCUCGUAUCGGUCUGCGAAAAACUACGCUACCAAAUAUAUUUGCCGAUACCAAUAAUUAGCUAAUUAACAUUUAUACAAUAUUGAGAGAUAGACGAGAUAUCAAUUUUUGUAGAAUAGAAUUAUGCAAUGUCUCGCGGACUCUUUAACGAUUCUCGCUGUUAGACUCUUCCGUUUCUCUUUCUUGAACGACGCUUUAAACAACCGAUCCGGCAGCGAGAGAGCCGGUAGGAGGUGGGUCCUGAAAACUAGAAGUAACGUGUCCUUCGACCCUGACAAUCGUCCAUCUUUCGUGGAUUUAGCGCAUAUUGCCAGUUGCGUGAUGUAACAAAAGGAAAUAGAGUGCGAUUACAUUCGGGGGCAAAACGAGACAAUACGAGGAUAAAUUUCCUUCUAUUCUAAAUGGAAUUCUGUUAAUAUAAAUAUGAAUUCUGUGAUUUGAUUUCGUCGCGAAUGCGAUUUAGAUCUGUAUCAUCUCUUUCGUGUUUUAUAUUAUGAUUUUAUUAUACGAAUAGUGAAUUGUUUGUUCCUCGCGUUUAAUCGCACUCCAUUUUCUUGUGUUUUAUCGUAGAUCGCGUUUGCAAGCGGGAAAUUCAUCCCUAAUUGGCGUUUACGCGAAUAUUUAUAUAUAGUAAUUGUAGAAUUAAUUAUGUAAUGAUUACAAAAUAACUUUUUUCGCGGAGAAUUUUGAGAAGAUUGUUAAAACCGUAUAAAACAUCUCUCAAAUCUCGAUUAAGGUAUAUAUCCGGCAUGCUUAUUAAGAAGUCAAUAAAGAAGAAUGUAUGAAUGCCCGAAGGUCACUGAUGUUAGGGGCUGAAACUCUAAUUGCGUAACGCGAUCGAGACGACACGAUCCACCUUGCUCAACGUAAGAUAUUUAGACGCUACUUCGCGUAAGGGCGAACCUCGCGAUGUCGGAACUUUUAGGAAUUUAAUAUUGCGAGUGCGCCGGCGUUUGACCCGCUUCGGUUACUGACCGAUCGAUCGUCCGGGAGAGCUGUGAGUCGAUGGACUACAUUCGUAAACGCCAAUACGCGUUCGCGGACAGUUUAUACGCCGACUAUCGCACGGAAAUCUAGUCUGAGAAAAAGACAAUAUGUGCAUCGUUGUCGGGUUUCUCGUAGUUUUGAUACUUCUUUCUUUUCUCAGUCUUUACAGUUUGUUUUACCUUUGUCGAAACUUUAUGUACGACAUGCGUGUAGCACGCACUUCAUUUAAAUAUCGGAGAUGUUUGAUUAAUCGAAAAUCUUCAAUAUUUAUUUAUAAAAUUUAAGGGAUUUACACAUUAUUUGAUUUUCGACGAUCGAUUGAUCGAUGCAAACCGAUGCGUAAUAUGUUACACAGCACGAUAUCGCUGCUAGAUAAUAAAAUCGAUUAAAUGUUGAAAACUUUAUCAGUAAAACAAAUAAACAGAUUAAUAUAAGGCAUCUUUCUAUACGCCUGGAGAGAAACUUCUUUCCAAUCGUAAACAAUCUCGAAAAAGAAAUGUUGAAAUUGAAGCAUCACGAUUAACAAAAAUGUUGCGAAUCCAAUCGGCGAAAAUAUUGUGAUAUUAAUUCGAAUAAAAAAUUGUCGACAAAAUAUAUAAAAAUUAAAUGUACAAAGUAAACGCCAAUGUAUCUUUAGGUAAUUAUUUAAUAUUAAACGUGAGAGUUUAUUAAUUAAAUUUGUAAUUUGCGUGAGCGUCUCGUAAAAAGUUAUGAUGUAUUAUAUAUAAUAUUGGAAUGGAUUCUUUCAUCUAAAUUCGUGAUGCGAAUCACUCGACUUGCGGCGUUAUAAGGGAAAGAUGCAAUUGUAAUUAGGUUUAACUUUAAACUGUUAAGUAGUAAAUUGUAAGGUCUAACGGAUCGAAGAAUGUGCGAAAUGGUUAAUCCCGAAGUCCAGUAGUGCUAACGAUGGCUGUGAUAAGGAUAAGGAAAAAAAAAAUAACGAGAAUUGCAAAAAGAAAAAAAAA